AUGACCCUUCACACAGCGGCGAGGACCUGCCUGGCGAUCCUCCUCCUCAUCCUCCCCGUGUGCAGGCACACUGCCUUCGUGCGUGGCGAUGCCGACUUCUUGGACGUCCGCACCAGCCUGAAUCGUGAUCGAAGUGGAAAAGGAGGAGAUCCCAAAGACAAAUACUUUCACGAGUCGACGUUUCAUCCUCACUACGAUGGCCGAUUUGCGGCGGCCCAGAUCGGCAAGGAAGAGCGGCUUCCACAUCUCACCGCUCUCAUGCAGACUUUUCUGGCCACCAUGGCUGACAUUGGCGCCGAGACCUGGAUCAUGCACGGGUCCUUGUUGGGUUGGUGGUGGAAUCAAAAGAUCCUGCCAUGGGAUUCGGACAUUGACGUCCAGGUGUCUGAAACCACCAUCGCUUUCCUGGCAAAAUACUACAACAUGACUGAAUACCAUUUCAGACUCCCUGGGGUCGAGAAUGGCCGGACGUACCUAAUGGAAGUGAACCCACAUUACACAAUUCGUGGAGUGGAGGACAAGCUCAACGUUAUCGAUGCAAGAUGGAUUGACACGGAGACCGGCCUUUUCAUUGACAUCUCGACUGUACGAGCGAACUACACCGCAAGGGCAGAGGGGGUUCAAGGCGCCUUAAUGUGCAAGGACAAGCACAAAUACCUGGAACAGGACAUAUUUCCACUCCGAGAUAGCUUCUUUGAAGGCAUUCAUGUAAAGAUACCAUUUGAAUAUGCUACAUUGCUCGAGGAGGAAUAUGGAAAGAAGGCCCUGACACUCACUACUUUCGAGCAGCACAAGUUUAACCACACAAGUAAACUUUGGGAGCCCAUACUGACCUCAGUCCCGCCACGCCGGAAGCGACCCAACCGACCCUUUCGAAAGCCACCAACAUUUAACCCUUCCUGA
Messenger RNA from Capronia epimyces CBS 606.96, 903 nucleotides. RefSeq lists its product as uncharacterized. The record is from RefSeq and is a predicted model, not a curated record. The coding region runs from base 1 to 903 and encodes 300 amino acids. The transcript is spliced from 3 exons. Lineage: Eukaryota; Fungi; Ascomycota; Eurotiomycetes; Chaetothyriales; Herpotrichiellaceae.